Protopterus annectens (West African lungfish) is the source of this 2726-nucleotide messenger RNA. RefSeq names its product ubiquitin specific peptidase 18 (gene USP18). NCBI's taxonomy places the organism in Eukaryota, Metazoa, Chordata, Ceratodontiformes, Protopteridae. Gene Ontology annotation, molecular function: cysteine-type endopeptidase activity; cysteine-type deubiquitinase activity. The record is from RefSeq and is a predicted model, not a curated record. Gene Ontology annotation, biological process: protein deubiquitination. Gene Ontology annotation, cellular component: cytosol; nucleus.
AAUGUGUAAACACAGCUGUAGGGUAGCCAACCAAAGAAAGUGAUUCUAGCAGCAAGCACCAAAUGGGUUCUGUUUUGGUACGGACAAAUUCUAACCUACAGGAAGAGAGCAGUACUAAGAACCAGUUAAGCAACCACUUGAACAUGAACGAGUCUGAUGAAAAGACCUGUGGAGACUUUCAAGAAAACACAUGGCUGUACAGAAGUGGUAGAUUCGGAAAUGGUGCAGUCGGACUUCACAAUUUUGGUGUCACCUGCUGUAUAAAUUCUGUCCUGCAGACAUUCUAUAUGACAAAAGAGUUUGCUCAUAUUCUUGAGAGGUUUCAGUUUUUAGGCACAGGAGAGAAGGAAGCAAACACACCUCAUCAGCUUCGGAACCUUUUUGAUAUGAUGCAGAGAAGUAAAGAACCAAAUAUUAGACCACGUGCCUUUAUCAACUGUCUGAAGAAAAAUGGAAUUAAUGAUUACAUCCAACAUGAUGCAGAGGAACUUUUUUUAAAGUUUCUGAAUUUGCUCAAUUCUCAGAUGCAAAACCAAGCUCUAGCUAAAGAGAUUACUGAUCUCUACACCAUCAGAGUAUAUGAAUACCAGCAGUGCCUACAAUGUUCUGCUGAGCUGAAGAAUGACAGUUAUAUGUACAGCCUUCCUGUGUCCAUUGUAAACUGCCGAACAGUGGAAGACUCUUUGAUCCAUUUCUUUGACUUUGAAACUUUGACUGGAAGAAAUAUGUAUCUGUGUAAAAACUGUAAUGUAGACACGGAAAAAACACAGGGUUUCUUGCUAAAGUCUUUGCCACCAAUCCUAAAUUUAAACUUGAAGCGUUACUCUAUUGACAGAAGAUGGUUUAGGACAAUGAAGAUUAGCAACACUUGUGAAUUUGCCGAACAUCUUGACUUCAGUAAAGUGCUCAGUGCUGACAAGUUGUCUGAAUGUACAGAAAAACAGAACGAGUUGCAGUAUGAACUGUUUGCUGUUGUUGCACACUCAGGAUAUUCGGCUUUUUAUGGACAUUACUAUGCAUGCAUUAAAAUUCACACUAAAUGGUAUAAGUUUGAUGACAGCCAUGUAAGUGAGACAUCCUGGAAAGAUGUGAGGAAUACAUUUGGUGGCUCCUACUACUGUAGCACAGCAUACAUGCUACUUUACAGAAAAUGUCCUACAUCACCUUCUGGAACUGUGUCAUAAGUGGAGGCCAUCAGCUGCAAGUUGGAAAGAGAGAGAUGUAAAACAAGCAUACAUCUCUCUGCCUGUUGGAUUUUUUUUAAAGCAUUAUUGUACUGAAACUGAUAAACUCUAAAUAUUUGUUUAGAUAUGAUAACUUGAUAUGCUUGGACAGUCAUAUGUCAUGGAAGGCUUAUAAAAGUGAAAGACUGCAGUCGUUUUUGGUAGUCCACCUGAUUACUGACCUCUAACUGGAGGAAUUUGGCAUUUAGUGCUUUCGUGUUUUAAGAGCUGUCUGUCUUUGAAUGAGAGGGUGUGGUGCUAAACUAGUUCCUAGCAUUAAUGCUGCAUAAUACAUACUUCAUAGGAUAGGAACAAUGUGAUGAGAUGCUUGGAGAACAACCUGCAAGUGCUCAGUCAUACUCUCAACUGCUCGGCGUUUGGCAGAAUGCUCCAAUUUCAUUUUCUGAAUCUUGUCUACUUUGCUGUUCCUCUUUGAUAUGUGAAAGCACUGAUUUCUUAUCUUUCAUUGGCUUGAUUAAACAGCCGAUGAGAGAAAUUUCUAGAGCUUGUCUCAGUCAAAACACUAAUAGCAGGCAAGUAUUCUAGCACUGUGCCAUCUCAAAAAAAAUUAUACAGUGUAGUGCCAAAGAGGUUCCUAACCAGAUUCUAUUAAAUGCUGCAGUACAUUUGGACUGUGUGACUGUGCUUAAACACACUGGGACAGAGGACAUAGCUGCAUUAUCAUAGGAUCAUAGGAAGUUACUAGGCUAUUGGCCCUGAGGCCCUUACAAGUCUAGCAAAGAAUUUAGCCCAUGUUCCAACAAGUCAUCAGUAUUUCGUAAUUAUCCUCAAUUUUGGCUAAAUAAAAGUAAAUGUUCUUGCAAAUCGCUGAAAUUACAGCCAGUGAAUAGUAACAGUAAUUAAGAUUUUCAAAAUGCACUUUGAUGUAGCACCUGUUGUUUUAUUAAAUUUUAAGUAAAUUAGAAUAAUUUAAAAUGUUAGUAUUUUUAGACUUUUAUCCUUCUGUUAUUUUUGCUUUGUCUGGAAUUCUAGCGUAUUUUGGUCUGUUACUCAUAAAAAUCAGCAUUUUCUCCCAUAUUAUUGUGGAUUGCAGUCAUUAAAUAACAGCAGACGUAUGUUUCAGGCAUCAUAUCAUUCAGAAAAUGUUUCCAAAUGCAAAGCUUGUUAUUCUAGCAAAUUUCUCUGUAUGCAAGAACAGUAUUUAAAAUCUUUCCCUGACUUUGUCAUUCCUGGGAUAAAAUGUUUAGAGGGAUGGCAGUGUGUUGCAAUGAGUUGCACCAUGUGAUUCUAACAGUGGCAAACUGAAGUAUGUUUCAAGUCCAUUAUUUAUUUAUAUAUUUAUGCAGACAUCUAAGAUGUUCACAAUUACAGAAAUGUUUGUAAUUGUUGGUUUUGUGUGUAUGGGUUUGUGCUGGGGGCAAAGCUGUCAAGGUGUCUUUGAUUCAUCCUCAUAUUUUUGGUCUGAGAUUCAUAAAAUCUGUAGUUUUCUGGAAAAUUGCUAUUGAUUGCAAUCACCAAAUAAAGAUAUAUGUGAGGUUUGAA